AACUUGGGAGAUCCAUCCAUCCAUUUUGGAGUUGGAUUAGAGACCAGAGAAAAAAUGGAGGCACAACGCCUAGCAGAUGCGGGUGUUGGAAAAGACCCUCCAGUUACUCAGCCUUGGAACUGUGGAAAGAAUGCAACAAGUCCUGGGGAGAAGAGCCAAGAAGAGGAAGCCAGCAUUUCAGAGGUCCAAUGUUGUCACUUCAGCAAAGUCCAGUUCCAGGAAGAUAAGAGUCCCCGGGAUGUUUGCAGUAGGCUUCACCAGCUUUGCCGUCAAUGGCUGCAGCCGGAAAGACACACAAGGACUCAGAUACUGGACUUGGUGCUCCUGAAGCAGUUCCUUUCUCUCCUUCCCCCAGAGAUGGAGAAAUGGGUGUGGGAGUGUGGAGCAGAGACCACUUCUCAGGCGGUGGCCCUGGCCGAAGGCUUCCUCCUGGCCCAGGAGUCGGAAAAGAUGCAGAAAUCCUUGGAAGCUAUGACAGAGUAUCCCAAGGGGAGGCAAGAUUCAUUCAAACCUUCUCAAGAGCUGCUGUUGAGGGAGCACUUACGCAAAGAUGGAAGUCAGGACACCACACCAGAGAGUAGAAAACUGUCCCUGGAAUUUUUUGAAUCACCUCGUCUUUGUGGUGGAGCUGGAGGAUUGGCUGAACCGCUAUUUCAGGGUGGUGUGUCUUUUGAGGACGUGGCUGUGUAUUUCUCCAAGGAGGAGUGGUCUCAACUGGAUGCUGACCAAAAAGAGCUCUAUAGAGCAGUCAUGCUGGAGAAUUCCAGGAAUCUGGCUUCUCUGGGCUAUAAUGGGCAGAAGAAUAAGAAUUGUAAGGAGAAAUGCCAAGCGAUCCAUUUGAAAGAGGGGAAAGAGAAGCGAUAUCAAUGCAUGGAGUGUGGAAAGAUGUACACCCAAAGCAGUAGUCUCAAUUCCCAUAAGAGGAUCCACACAGGAGAGAAGCCAUAUCAGUGCACGGAAUGUGGAAAGACCUUUACUCGCACUAGUAGUCUCAAUUCGCAUAAGAGGAUCCACACAGGAGAGAAACCAUAUCAGUGCAUGGAAUGUGGAAAGACCUUUCCCUGUAGCAGUCGUCUUAAUUCCCAUAAGAAGAUCCACACAGGAGAGAAACCAUAUCAAUGUAUGGAGUGUGGAAAGACCUUUCCCUGUAGCAGAGAUCUUAAUUCUCAUAUGAGAAUUCAUACAGGAGAAAAACCAUAUCAAUGCAUGGAGUGUGGAAAGAGCUUUACUUUCAAUAGUGGUCUUAGUUACCAUAAGAGUAUCCACAAAGGAGAGAAACCAUAUCAGUGCAUGCAGUGUGGAAAGACCUUUCCCUGUAGCAGCCGUCUUAAUUGCCAUAUGAGGAUCCACACAGGAGAGAAGCCAUAUCAAUGCAUGCAGUGUGGAAAGACCUUUCCCU
Messenger RNA from Notechis scutatus (mainland tiger snake), 1399 nucleotides. Lineage: Eukaryota; Metazoa; Chordata; Lepidosauria; Squamata; Elapidae. The record is from RefSeq and is a predicted model, not a curated record.